AUCAGUGGCGGUGGCAGAUCGCCUGCGAAUAAAAUAUAAUCACACAGUACUUUGACGUCGGCCGCCCGAGCGAGGAGCAGCCUUUUGGGCUCAGCGCCGAGAGCUGCGAAACCACACCAGCUGCGUCGCCGCCAAUCAACCCCAACAGCCAACAAAUCAGACUCACAGGGAUGGUCGAGUUUGGUGCAGAACGGGGCUCCGGGAAACUGCUGCUGUGUGUAUUGCUCUUGACUGCCGCUGCCGAAGCCUUUUUCCUGCCUUUCCUAGAUAUUAAGAAUGAAAAACAGGCUGUCAUUCCUCGCAACGUACCUUUUCCUUGUCCAAGAGAACCUGGUGCGCGUUCCCCCGAGCGACCCUCUUCGGCGCAUCAGCUGCGCCCUGGUGACAUUGACGUGGUGGCCACCAUCGGGGACAGCCUGACGGCGGCCACCGGUGCCGUGGCCAGGGCCUUCUAUGACGUGAUCACUGUUGACAAUCGCGGCAUGUCGUGGAGCGGAGGAGGCCAGGGUAACUGGCGCCAGUACCUGACGCUGCCCAACAUCCUGAAGGAGUACAAUCCGAACGUGACGGGCCAAUCGCUGGGCGACGGCCUCUCCCAGACGCCCAACGCGCAAUUCAACGUUGCCGUCAACGGUGCCAUGGACCAGGACAUUCCCUUUGAGGCGGUCGAACUUGUCAGGCGAAUGCGUGCGGACAGGCGCGUUGAUUUUAAAAACCAUUGGAAGAUGAUCACAAUUUGGGUCGGCACCAAUGAUCUCUGCACCGACUUUUGCUACGACCCAAAUCAGGGUGCUGAUGCGCACAUGAGGAAUCUGCAAAAGACUCUUGAUUACCUCUACGAACACGUGCCAAGAGCGUUUGUGAAUCUGGUCUCGGCUCCAUAUGUUCCGAGCUACACAAAAUUGAAGGAUUUGCCAAAUUUGUGCCUUUCGCUUUUGCCCAUUUUGUGUUCUUGUCUCUUUGGAGGGAACGAGGCAGAAAAACUGCGAAAUGUUACUUUGAUGACCAGAAGGUUCCAAAAGGUUGAGCGAAUGUUGGUCGAAAGCAAGAGGUAUGACGGCCGUCCAGACUUCGCGCUCGAGUUCCAGCCAACCUACCUGGACAACAUUUACCCCACUGUGAGGCUCAACAAUGGUCGGCUCACCACUGAUUAUUCUUACAUGUCCAUCGACUGCUUCCACUUUUCACAGAAACUACAUGCAGUUGCUGCAAAUACUCUUUGGAACAAUUUGUUUGAGCCUCCGUGGGAAAAAACCACCACCUGGAAGCCACUUUUCCAGAAGUUCUUGUGCCCGACCACUGAGCGGCCGUUUUUCGUAACAAGAGAAAACUCAAAAUCAUGGACCAGAAGGAAAACGAAGAACAGACGUCUUGGUAGAUAACAAGACCCGUCACUGUUGUAAAUAUACGAUUUCAAAAGUCUGGCUUUGGGAAAAAAUAUUUUUAAUCGCAAAAAACAACUCUCAGGUAUGAGAUGAAGAGACACUUUUGCGCCUCAAUUCUUGCCAUUUGAAUUCAAUGUUUCUGGCCUCAUAGGUCAUUUUUUAUAUUAGAGAGAAGUGUCAUGUUAGACUGAAUUUAGAUAAAACCGGUCUUUUCUGCUCGCAAUCGAUCUUCUGCUUCUUAUUUGCGCGAACGGAGCUGGACUCCGUAUCAGGUUGCGAAUUGACGAAGAGAAGAGCGGCGCGAACAGUAAACAAAGUGCCCGUUCUUUAUUUAUUUUGUGCUGCAUGAGUUUUUUUUCUCCUCUGUGCGGCACGCAUUAAUUUGAUAUUUAUUUUCUCUAUGAAAUAUGUAGAUAUCAGUGCUGUGCAUUUA
This is a messenger RNA of Neocloeon triangulifer, 1818 nucleotides long. RefSeq names its product phospholipase B1, membrane-associated-like. The record is from RefSeq and is a predicted model, not a curated record. Gene Ontology annotation, molecular function: glycerophospholipase activity. NCBI's taxonomy places the organism in Eukaryota, Metazoa, Arthropoda, Insecta, Ephemeroptera, Baetidae. Gene Ontology annotation, biological process: phospholipid metabolic process. Bases 171 to 1382 code for a protein of 403 amino acids. The transcript is spliced from 8 exons.